AUGGCUUAUAACAGAGCAUUACAACGAACUGCACAAACAAUCAGACAAUAUUUCGUUCAUGGCGGUCAAAGUGAAUGGAAUGCUCAACUUUCAAUGAGAUGUCAGGCUUUAUCUACUGCUCUUGCAGAAUCGACAAAGUAUUCAGAAUUUUCUUAUUUCUGUCUACUCCAUAAUUUAGACAAAUCAGAUGUUAGAGCCCCAGAAUUAUUCGCUUGCUAUCUUGCGGUUCACAAGAAGCUCUACAGAUUGAAUAGUUUGAAACCUACGUUGGAUUUCUAUUCAAAUUUGGAAGGAUGGUCCGUAAAUUAUUCUAAUCAAUUCUUUAGAAUCAAACAAGGUUUGAAUAAGUUUUAUUCACGAGCCGAUAUUGUUAAACAUAAGAGAAGUGGAAUCUCUGCUCUCAAUGUCAAGCAAUUCAUUGAUAGGAUCUCUAUUAAAGACCCUUAUCUUCACAUGUUGUCUUGUGCCAUACUUUCCGUUGGCAUUAGAUUAUUAGCAAGACCUGGUCAACUGGCUAAUUUAUCAUGGUCUUGUGUUAAACUUGAUACUCCUUUUAUCGGUUGGGUUACUUUUGAUCUUUCUGGUCACAAAACAGACCAAUUAUCUGACAUGAAGAAACUCCUAUUGAACCAUAAAGAGGAAAUAAGAAAUACUGUCCAGUUUAUAACCUUAGAAGAUAUGGAUUAUGUUAAACAUAUUAAGGAAGACGAUUCUCCAUUAUUUUCGUUACUGUUUGAUGAAUAUUUCACUCCUACUCAAAUUUCUAAUAUUAUUUCAAGCCCCAUGAGCUCUAUUGGUGUUCAAAACACUUCAGGCCAUAGCCUUCGUAUAAGUGCAGCUACUAAGCUGGCUUCUAAGGGUGUGUCUCAAUCUAUGAUUGAGACAGCUGGUAAUUGGGUGCCUAAUUCAAAAAUUAGAUUGAGAUAUCAACGUAGAAUUGGCCUAGCUACUCAUGGUUUAACUACUUCUAUUAUGAGAACUGAUUAA
Messenger RNA from Naegleria gruberi, 987 nucleotides. RefSeq lists its product as uncharacterized. Gene Ontology annotation, molecular function: DNA binding. The record is from RefSeq and is a predicted model, not a curated record. Bases 1 to 987 code for a protein of 328 amino acids. The transcript has a single exon. Lineage: Eukaryota; Heterolobosea; Eutetramitea; Acrasida; Naegleriidae. Gene Ontology annotation, biological process: DNA recombination; DNA integration.